Molecule: messenger RNA, 5886 nt
Organism: Pogonomyrmex barbatus (red harvester ant)
Lineage: Eukaryota; Metazoa; Arthropoda; Insecta; Hymenoptera; Formicidae
Product: protein O-mannosyl-transferase TMTC1-like
Molecular function (GO): protein binding
Source: RefSeq, a predicted model, not a curated record
GCGCUUAUCGUCGUCGCGGCGACCCGCUCGAGCUCGACGCCGAUUGUCCGAUGUCGUUACCGUGACCUGUGACAUUUCGAUGUGCGGUGCGUACCGAUUUGUACGCCGUGUCGGUCGGCAACGCGGCCGAUAGUAGACCGUAGAUGGUAGAUCGUCAAAAGGUGCCUGCGUUUGUUUCGUCUGAAUGAACAGGGAAACGCACAGCUACCAUCUCCGAUGAUAUCACUGAUUAGGAGAAAAUUACAUUUUUACACCUGCAAUCACACAUUUUAGCGUCUUCAAUACGAACACAUGCCAGGCGCUGUCGCGUGGCGAUCAAGAAUCAGAGAUCAAUAAUAAAAGAUGAAGCAAUUAGAUAAAAAGUAGUGAAUAUUAUCUAUUUCAAACGGUCAGAAUAUUACGCAUUUCAUGUAAGAUAUUUUGGUAAAUUCGAACGAGAUCGGAGAUCGAAUAUCUCUAACUCUAAAGCCUGCUUAUAUUUUUUUACCGCUCGGAAUUCUCUCAUUCCUUCAUCAGAAGUCAUUCAAUACGGUUUGGCGCGGAUGAAUAAGACGAACGUUAAGAAACGUUCGUCAGCUACCACUUAAAUGUCGAGAACGUCCGACUUUUCAUUCGAGUGACUUUUCAUCUCGUCGGAGGCAAGCAGUGGGAACUAGUGGGAUCGUCGGGGCAUUCGAUUCUGACCAAGCGAAAGCGGAGAAAAAAAUUGUCGUAAUACUUGUCUAAAGAUUGAAUUCGACAGUGCGGGAGGUGAAGCCGGAGAAAGACGAGGAACAAGAAGAGGCGGCCAAGUGGCAGUGGCGCCAGGGGAAAGAGAUAGUGGCGAGAGCAGCAGGAGGUUGGCGGGAGGUGAAGGUGCUGCCGCGGAGGAUUUCAAGCCGUGCCCCCGGCGAGAUACGAGUUGCUUGUAUAGAUCUAUAUGCACAGUAAAAUUGUGGCGACGGAGGAACCUCGGUUGCGAAUAUCUGGGUCAUACAGCCGUCUUCUCGGCGUUGCAGCUUGUUCUCCAUAAUUUUGUGAAAUUCCCUCGAUGCGGCAAAAAAGUGGAGACCCAUCGGUGACCAAAGGAGCUCUUACCUAGUUAAGAUUACUCGAGAGACACGACAGUAUAGAACGAUAGAUGUAACUGCGAAAAUGUAAAGUAACGAUACAUCGUUGCGCUUAACGUUUCGCGAAAUGAACGAUAUGUUGAAUAUUAGAUAAGGACACACGGAGCACGAAUAUCGAGCGAAAUGCAUAACGCUGCGAUUUUUUGCGUAAUUGAAAAUCCGUUUGCAGAGUAGAUGGAUAAUGGGUAUCGAAUACAUGACCUGCUGCGGAACAAAGCCGCAACCUAUAGGAACCAUCGCGUUAAUGCCACUUAUGUCUGAGAGCGGUAAGUGAGCUAUAGAUAUAUCGCGUUUUACUCCGCCGAGAGAAUCCGUAAUGAUCCGCACGGAUCAGUGAUUUGCAGCUCAAGAGUGGAUCGGCCCGAUACCGACCGCGCGCGAUAACGAGCUGUUACAUCGUUAUGCGGUUACGUAAAAAGGAUCCACUUGGAUUCCCACGGGGACAAUUGCCGAGAAAAAUCCACGCGAGGGCUAUUAUCCGAAUCGUGAUCGUUUCACACGCGACAACUCGUUACCACCUUUCAUCUUGAACACGCUCGAGCCAACCGACUCGAUAAAUAAUGAACUCCCGCAGUCAUUUGUCAAGCUCACCGGGGACAAACGAAUGUUCGUCGGGGGUAGAGUCGUCGGCCUAAAUGGGAGAGAUCAACGGAAGGCACCGAUUAGCACCGCGACGUUUCGUGUUUUAUCGCUAGUGUUACACAAGAAUCAUGUCCCUUUGACCCGGGAGUCGAAAAGUCAACGGUGUAUAAGCGAUCGGUCUUUACGAUUUAUUACGCUCGCAAAGUGAUAUAUCGAUGAAAGGAGCACCGAGCUGGAAUGCCGAGUUUCGUAAUUAAAAUGAUGGUUAGUAGCGAUCCUUUCGAAGGGACGCGGAACGCUUUUCGAUCGUGAACUCUCACCGUGAGCGUUCGCCCUAGAAAUGCGAGAGUCAGCUGAUUCGGAUCGCGAUCAGUGCAGUCAUACCGGGCAGUGCGAUCAGUCGCGCGGGAGAUAACGGUGCCCGAAAAAACGACUUGUAACUUCAUGACAGUGCUCGCACUCGAGACUCGCGGACGAACGAACGUGAGGUCUUAUCUCGUGCGUGGAAUCGGGCAACAUCGAGCAACAUGAGGCGACGAAACAACGGUUCCUCCUGCUUCUGCCAGACGUCUUCGAUCAAGAGAAGUGGCCGUGGCGGAUGCAACGAGACUGAGGCGAACGAGCCACCGGGAUGGUGCAUCUACGCGGCGGUCGCGCUCGUCGCGGUCGGUUGUUAUCUGAACGCGCUCGACUGCGACUUCGUGCACGACGACAUACCGGCGGUAGUGAGGAACAGGGAUGUGAUCGGCGAGGCAUCGUGGAGCAGUGUGCUCAACGACGAUUUCUGGGGCACGCCAAUGGAGAGCCGCAAUAGUCACAAGAGCUAUCGACCUUUCACCACUCUGACGUUUCGGUUGAACUACUUGAUGGCGGGUUUGAGUCCCAUGUGGUAUCACGCCACGAACGUCGCCUUACACGCCGCCGCGUGCAUCUUGGUCACCAGAGUGAGUCUCGUGGUAGCUGCACUUCGACCAGGAUUCGCAGCCCUCGCCGGGCUGCUGUUCGCCGCACAUCCGGUACACACGGAAGCGGUGACUGGCAUCGUAGGCAGAGCGGAUGUUCUAGCGUGUAUCUUCUUUUUGCUGUCCUUUCUUGCCUAUCAUGGCCAGCAGACAGCUUACGUAUGGUCCAGCGUUUGCCUAGGUGCCCUGUCGAUGCUGGCGAAGGAAACUGGCGUUACUGUUCUGGCACUAAACUUUCUUUACGAUCUCUGUCGUUCCUGGCAUUCAAUCAAGAGGUCUAUUUCGGAUUUCAAGUGGAACGAUGAUUCUAGAUAUUUUUCAAGACGUGCUGCAGCAUUACUUUUUUCGUUUAUCAUACUUCUUGUGGUACGGCUCGCUCUACUUCAUGGUACUUUGCCGAACUUCUCCGCACAGGAUAAUCCAGCUGCUUUUCAUCCCUAUUUCCACGUCAGAUUAUUGACUUUUUGCUACUUGGCAGCGUUGAAUUGUUGGUUGCUUCUGUGUCCAGCUAUACUGUCCCAUGAUUGGCAAAUGGGAUCUGUUCCUUUGGUUACGUCUUUUACGGAUACCAGAAAUCUAGCCACCUGUACAUUCUUCGGCGGUUGCCUGGUUCUCACGUACAAAGCUUUCACGGAUUUCGAGCAACAGAGACAUCCACCUCUUGUUCUUGGCUGGAUGUUUCUCGUGCUGCCGUUCCUACCUGCGUCCAAUCUUUUUGUUACCGUGGGUUUUGUUGUGGCGGAGCGAGUUUUGUAUACACCGAGCGUCGGAUGGAUUAUUUUGAUCGUUUAUGGUAUGCAGCUGAGCUGGACUGCUGUACCACGACGAAGAAGCUGGAUCACUACAGGCGUAGUUCUCAUGCUUGUUUUAGGAUGUUUCAAAACGGUUCUUCGGAAUAACGAUUGGACAUCUAGAGAGACUUUAAUCAAAGCGGGUCUGCGGUCUCUACCCUACAAUGCCAAGAUGCAUUACAACUUUGCUAACUUCCUUAAAGACACGUCGCAACCAAACCUUGCGGUCCACCAUUAUCAGUUGGCUCUCUGGCUUUGGCCAGGAUACGCCAGUGCACAUAAUAAUCUUGGAACUCUAACGAUAGACGAUCAAGCGGAAUACCAUUUUCUAGCAGCUAUUAACGCUCAACCUGGUCAUGUAAAUGCUCAUUAUAAUCUCGGACGAUUGUACAGAAGAACAAACCGAACUGAACAAUGCAUCGAGAUGCUAAGAAAAUGCGUGUUGCUAGAUCCGGCAUAUGCGCCGGCAUUUAGAGUUCUGGCGAGAAUCGCUACCGGUCCUGCAACAGGCGAGCUCCUGAGGCACGUAAUUCACCUUCAACCACGAAACCCGGACGCGCUCGCUGAGUAUGCUUACUGGUUGUACAAGAACGGCAAAUGGUUGCCUUCGCUCCGAUACUAUUUCAAAGCAAUGGAGAUCUUUCCAUCGCACAAACCGUCGCUUAUUGGUACGCUCAGGAUUCUGAGGUCGCGAGGUCAAUGGUCCAGGGUACACCAGCUCAUCAUCAGAUGGCAUUUAAUGUUACGAGCAAAACGAGGAGGCUUCAUCUAUCGCGGGGAUUUGUACAUUCGUGCGUGGGAAUUACAAAGCGAGUCUCGUCAAAGGGCUCAUCAACAUCAACGGAAUCUUUGUAUAUCGGAGAACGGAUGUUCGAGGCCGCGCGUGGCCAGCGUGUCGGUGCAGCUCGAACAAGACAGCAACAAGUCGGAACAGCUGCAACGGGCGCCGCGUUGUAACGUGCGCGCUUGCAGACAGCCAAGAAAAGGGAAGGCACGCGUGACCGCGCCCACCCUGCUCGUGCAAAAUUUCCUGGAGACGCUUUAGUCCGCCCCAAUCGGGGAACGGGUCUACCUCCUGCUCGUUCACCAGCUGAAAACGAGUCGCGGAAGGUGAAGAGAGGAGCGGCGAUGCUCCGACCGCGUAGCAGCCUCGUCCGACGAUCGUCAGUGACGAAGAGAGUCCUAUUAUAGUGGAAUGCCUGAAUAUUUUUCGUAUGCCGUGUUUGUGUGCGCUAUCCUCCGCAAGCUCGAUCUCGUCGCGGAUCAAUCACGAUAACGAAAUGGAAAAAAAAAAAGAAAAGGUACGCAUGUAUCGUUAUCGUUUAUAUACAUAUAUAUGUGUCCUCGCGUUUUUCGUGGCAUCCUGUUUAUCCUGUCGAUCGGACAGCGACGAUGCGAGUCGCGAUCUCUUCGAAAAUAAUGUCGCAAACGAAAAAGAAGAAAAAAAAAUAACAGAAAAAAAAAGCAAACAGAUGCCUGCUCCGUAGAUAACUUUGGCUUGGAACGUGAUUGUGAAAACGUUCUGAAAUCGUUCACGCUAGGACAAAUGACAAUGUGCGCUGAUGAUGAGAAUCGAAUGCUAGAAUUAAAUUUCUUGAAAAUUAUUUUGCCACUUUUAAAUUCAUCAUAAGAAUACUUAACGAGAGAGGACCAAGGGAGAUUCGAGCGAUUAACAUGCGACGAACGAUUAUGCGAAUUUUCUCGCGUAUUGAUUAAAUGCAUAAUCAAAUGUGACAUAAAACCGUGUGCGUUCAAGCGUGUAUCUAUCUAUACUUUUGAAACAUGAUAAUUGUAAUUGGUAAUAUAGUUACAUGUAGAAUGACGUGUUUCUAUAAAUAUUUGCUGUAUCUCAUGUGUGCUUUCAACGUUUUUAUGAUAUCCGUUUUGAUAAAGGGAUAAAACUGCCAUUAUACAUGUAAUAGAAAUACAUGUCAAAAAUACAAGGUGUUUCAACAAAUAAUAUCACAAUAAAAAUUGAGGAUUCGUGAAAAAUAUUAUGGCAAAAAAAUUUCGAUGGGCAAAGCGAAACGUAUAGUCGUUUCAAAAAUAUUUUAUAUGAAUGGAUAUCAUCAUAUUAAGAAUAAAUCGAUCUUCUUAAAGAGUCAACUUGUAAACAUUUAUAAUUUUUAUUGCCAAAAAAUAUAUACACAUACACAUAUACAUGUACAUUCAAGAUACACACUAUAUUUUUUCUGUCAUUUAUACGAUGAGGUUGAAAUUUAUACACGAAAAAAUAAAAUCAUGACGUCGAAUUUUAUCUUUUUCAUGGCAAUGAUAGUAUGAGAUAGUAUGAGGUAAAUAUGGAAAGACUUUCUCGAAUCAUACUUUGUGUUCCUCUCUCGUAGACACGCAAUUUUACGCACGUACAUACACGGUGCCAAUACUAGGGUAAUGAAUGUGCCGCUAAUCUGCGGCGUUUGGUAUGGCUUUUGUAUGAAAAUA